Brassica napus (rape) is the source of this 1420-nucleotide messenger RNA. RefSeq lists its product as uncharacterized. NCBI's taxonomy places the organism in Eukaryota, Viridiplantae, Streptophyta, Magnoliopsida, Brassicales, Brassicaceae. The transcript is spliced from 2 exons. Gene Ontology annotation, biological process: double-strand break repair via homologous recombination; mitotic DNA replication checkpoint signaling; nucleotide-excision repair. The record is from RefSeq and is a predicted model, not a curated record. The coding region runs from base 334 to 1293 and encodes 319 amino acids. Gene Ontology annotation, cellular component: nucleolus; site of double-strand break; checkpoint clamp complex.
AGAAUUUAGAUAAGGUUUUAAUGAUCAAUUAUGAUAAUGCGAAUGUUUACAUCUCCUCAACAUAAAUACUCAAAUGUAAAGACAAUACGACAACGUAUAACUCUUAUUCAUUAUUCUUCAACUAAGACUCUCUUCCUCCCCCAGAGUCUUUACUUCAACUCAUACUUCCUCUUCAGCCACUCUCAUGCUUCCUCUGUGAUCUUCUACGCUUCUGAACAAAGGCUAGUGGUACUGCUAGCUUAUCAUUCUUCUCCGAUAAUCUCUUCCCUUUCCGGGAAAAAAGUCCGAUCAGAAGCAACAGAUCUAAUAAACUCUAAAUUCUGCUAGAGAGAGAUGAAGUUCAAGGCGUUUCUCACUGAAAACGGAGUGAAUCUCUUAGAGAGAAGGUUCCUUCCCGCGUUUGACAAAAUGGGCAAAACCUGUUACCUCUUCCUCACCAAAGACCACUUGUUCUUCCUCCACAACCUUCUCAACGGCGACGGAGUCCAAUGCAUUGCUCAGUUCCGCAUCGACGUCCUCUUCGACGACUACCGUAUCUCCAGCCAGAACGACGACCGUAUCGCCUUCUCCCUGGACGUUUCUCUUCUCUACCGUGCUGUCAAGAGCAGUGUCAGCAUUUGCACUGAGUUCAGCGGCGGGUUGGCUUCCAAUAGGCUUCAGAUCAAGCUUGUGAAGAAGCUCCCUCAUAACUGUACGCAACCAAUGCCCUUCUUGACGUUUGAGACCAAGGGGUAUAAAUCUGCUGUCAUUCAAGAUGUUCCCAUCUCCAAACCGCUGUCUCGGUCUCAAGUUGUGGAGCUUCAGACAGCUCUUGACUCUGCUCAAGACCUGCCUCCCACUCUCGUUCAGGUCCAGGACCCGAAUCAGUUACAGAACUUUGUGGACCGUAUGAAACAUGUUGGGGAUGUGCUUAAUGUUACGAUAAGCAAGCAUGGUGAUCUUCAGGUGCAGACCUCCACGACAUUGAUAAGGCUUGGCUCUGAGUUUCAGAGGCUUUCGGUUGUUGGUGAGAAGUCUCAGGCUCCUGCUGAGGAUAGGAACUUGAGCGCUCAGGCACGGUCAGAGAGAGCGAUUGCAAGAGGAGAUGCUCAGUCUGUGCAGGUGAGUGUUAAGCACUUCUUAAAGAGCCUUCAGUGUCAUUUAACCAAACCAGACUCGGCUUUCUAUGGGAUUGCUCCUCAAGGUGCUUGCUUGACUGUCAUCUUCCAGUUCUUGGUUCCAGGGACUCGCCAAACCGACAAAUCUAUCACUUUGCAUUGCAGGCUUCCUGUCUUGGAUACAGGCUCCAACUAAAUCUUAAUGAGUGUUAGUAGUUUGCUUUUAUCAAAAAGACUUUCCGUUAAGACCAUAUAUGUACUACAUUACACUCCCCUACAAGCUCUCUCAAGCAUCAACAAUUGAACAAAAAGAAAAAGAAAAA